AAUAAACGGGGACGCUUUCCGCUCCCCUUGGUUGGAGCCUCUGGUCAUGUCUUGCCUGCGGCACCGCUCGAUACAUGGUGUCAGAAGUGGGAUCAACGCCGACGUCCAGUCUUGGUGAACCGAAGAUUAUACUACAAGACCAGCCCCAUGGACUUCCUGAAGCCACCAGGCCCGCUGAGCUCGGCUGGUGAAAUUGCCAAGAACUGGCAGGCAUUCAAGCAAAGGUUCGAAUUUUUCCUCGCCGCGUCAGAACAGCCAACCGGCAAGCCUCGAACGGAAUCAUGCAAGACAGCACUUCUGCUGAGCGUUGCAGGCGAGGAAGCCAUCGAGAUCUUCAACACGUUCAGCUUUGGCGAAGACGAGAGCAGGAAUGACUACGCCACUGUCAUUGCGAAGUUCGAUGCAUAUUGUGCGGCUGAGCAGAACGAAGUCCAUGAGCGCUACGUUUUCCGUACGCGAGUCCAGGCCCCUGGUGAGCUUUUCGAACCUUUCUUGCGAGACUUAAAGAACCAGGCACGAGCAUGUAACUUUGGCUCCCAAAUGGACGCAAUGAUUAGGGACCAAAUUGUUUAUGGAACUAACGACGAGAAACUUAGAGAAAGGUUGCUGCGGGACACUACGCUGAAUUUAGUGAAGGCUGAGCAGGCUGCUAAAGCAGCUGAAGCGACGGCAGCGCAACAAAAAGUUUGGGCACGAGACGAAAGCCACAUUGACGCGAUGCGUAAUUAAGGAACACCCAAGUAAACAAAGUGAGUUGCCCAGGCAUUACAAGUGUCCUAAGUGCGCACGUAUGCACCCGCCACGAAGGUGUCCUGCAUUCGGGAAAACAUGUCGCAAAUGUCAACGCCCCAACCAUUUCGCUAUCUGCUGCAGACGAUUUGCCGAUAUAGGCGAACUUCAGGGCGGUGAAGAUAACUUUGACAUUCUGGACGUGUCAAGCUGCGCACCAAAGCAACACGACUGGACAGUUGUCGGCCAAAUCAAGAACGUACCACUUGAAUUCAAGGUCGACACAGGAGCGCAAGCAAAUCUACUACCUUUCGGUUGCUACCGUAAAAUUCGCCCGAAACCGCCCCUGAAACCAAGCAGCGCGGUGUUACGUUCGUAUGGCGGAGGGGUUAUCAAGCAUGAUGGCGUCAUUCGUGCAGAAUUAGCACUAGGUGACCGUUGCGCCGUCCUCGACUUCUUCGUGGUGUCCAAGGGGUAUCAGGCCAUCCUGGGCUUACAGGCUAGCGAAAAUCUUGGACUUGUGUCACGCAUACACGCAGUAUCUCGAAACAGUUCCGAGGAAGUCGCAAGAAACUUUCGCCACUUGUUCACAGGAACCGGGUGCGUUGAAAGGGUCUAUCGAAUGGUUCUACGUGACGACGCCACGCCAAUCGUCCAAGCAGCCCGACGAGUGCCGCUGGCCCUACAGGAACCCUUGCGAGAAGAACUGGGACGUAUGGAGCGCGCGGGCAUCAUAACCAAAGUCACCGAGCCCACAGACUGGAAGGCCAUUGGCGACAUGCCCCCGAGGUUGCAGCGUUUUUUCCUGCGCCUUCUUCGCUAUGACGUAAAACUUCAGUUCACACCAGGGAAGCAACUGCUUCUCGCUGACAUGCUGUCACGUGCAACAACCGGACCCAUCACGGGAAACGACGUCAUCAACGACGACACUGAAGUGCACGCAGUAAGUGUUGUUUCUUCACUUGUCACCGAUAACACCUGGAAGAGGUUGGCUACGGAAACUAGUCGGGAUGAAGAAUUAAAGCAAGUUCUUGUGGACUUGGCGGCAGGAAAAGCACUCCAAGGCCACUGGAAAUCUUUUGAAGGAGAGCUUUCUCACGUGAACGGAGUCCUCUUAAAAGGGUGCAAAGUUGUAAUUCCGGCUACGAUGAGGAAAGAAACUUUGGAACGCAUUCAUCAAGGUCAUCUGGGCAUCAAUAAAUGCAAAUCACGGGCCAGGCAUCUUGUCUUCUGGCCAGGAAUAAACCGUGACAUAGAAACUUUCGCACAGGCGUGUUCUGCAUGCAAAACGUACGCGUACAGACAGCCCCAAGAGCCGUUACAGUUGCGCCCAGUACCUGAUAAACCGUGGCAUCGUGUCGGCAUCGAUAUUUUUGAGCAUGGUGGACGGUCAUACCUGUGCGUCUACGACGCAUUAUCAAACUUUCCUGAAGUAGAGCUGCUAAAAGAUACUACCGCGAAGACGGUCAUUGAAGCAACAAGUGCAAUUUUUGCUAGAUACGGCAUACCAGUUGAAGUUUGUUCGGAUAAUGGCCCACAAUUUUCUAGCCACGCUUUUGCUGCGUUUGCCCGAAGGUACGACUUCAUCCACACCACUUCCAGCCCUCGGUACCCCCAGUCCAACGGUCUGGCGGAAAAAGGCGUGCAAGUAGUUAAGAGGAUUUUAAAGAAAAGCACUCAAAUGAAUCACGAUUUUUGGCUUGGUCUUCUUGCCUACAGAUCUACUCCAAUGGAAUCCGGACCAUCACCUGGCGAAGUACUUCAAGGAAGACGACUACGGACAACGUUGCCCGACGUCCGGCCCUGCCCAGGUCGCAGCGUACAGAAGCAUCGUCAGACCGACCGUUGCAGCCGACGACUACCACCACUCAACCCCCGAGACACGGUACGCAUCAGAGAAGGGGAGUGGGCCACCAAAGGUCAAGUCGUUCAAGCUGCGACAUAUCCCCGGUCGUAUAACAUAAUCACUGAGGAUGGCAAAUUCCUGCGGCGCAAUCGGCGACAUCUGCUGCCUACAAGAGAAGCUUUUCGACAAAGAGGCCUUUGUGACUCUGAGGAAGACCUCCGCCAAGGGGCUGACGGAAGACCUUCACCAUGCAGCAGCAACACUGUCGCCGAGUCACCGGCCACAACUGGCCACAUUCCCGCCUCAUCCAACGCUCCUGCAUGCUUGCAGCAGAACCAAGAACCUGCGUUCAGAAGGUCAACCCGAGAGCGAAGGCCCCCACAGAGGCUUACUUAUAAUCGAAGCUUUGUGCAAGUUCCCUAAAUCGCGUUCUCAAUAUUCAU
Dermacentor albipictus is the source of this 3018-nucleotide messenger RNA. Lineage: Eukaryota; Metazoa; Arthropoda; Arachnida; Ixodida; Ixodidae. The record is from RefSeq and is a predicted model, not a curated record.